AUGGAGACAGACCAAUUGAGACCCAUUAAGACAGACCCAUUGAGACAGUCUCAUGGAGACAGUCCCAUGGAGACAGGCGUAUUGAGACAGUCCCAUGGAGACAGUCCCAUGGAGACAGGCGUAUUGAGACAGUCCCAUGGAGACAGUCCCAUGGAGACAGGCGUAUUGAGACAGUCCCAUGGAGACAGUCCCAUGGAGACAGGCGUAUUGAGACAGUCUCAUGGAGACAGUCCCAUGGAGACAGGCGUAUUGAGACAGUCCCAUGGAGACAGUCCAAAGGAGACAGACCCAUUGAGACAGUCCCAUGGAGACAGUCCCAUAGAGACAGGCGUAUUGAGACAGUCCCAUGGAGACAGUCCAAAGGAGACAGACCCAUUGAGACAGUCCCAUGGAGACAGUCCCAUGGAGACAGGCGUAUUGAGACAGUCCCAUGGAGACAGUCCAAGGGAGACAGACCCAUUGAGACAGUCCCAUGGAGACAGUCCCAUGGAGACAGGCGUAUUGAGACAGUCCCAUGGAGACAGUCCAAUGGAGACAGACCCAUUGAGACAGUCCCAUGGAGACAGUCCCAUGGAGACAGGCGUAUUGAGACAGUCCCAUGGAGACAGUCCAGACAGACCCAUUGAGACAGUCCCAUGGAGACAGUCCCAUGGAGACAGGCGUAUUGAGACAGUCCCAUGGAGACAGUCCCAUGGAGACAAAUUUCAAAUGUGUUAG
Physella acuta is the source of this 717-nucleotide messenger RNA. Its product is annotated as putative proline-rich protein 21. The record is from RefSeq and is a predicted model, not a curated record. Lineage: Eukaryota; Metazoa; Mollusca; Gastropoda; Physidae.